GCAGUGGUGGGGGUUGAGGCAACCAACAAGAACAUCCAACAAGAACAAGCUACAUGUGCUGUUGCUGUCUGCUUUCCUCAAAUUUUCUAAAAACAGUGCUGUUUAGAACGUAUAAUUGUGUUGAAAGUGUCUUUGUGGAUGAGACACUUGUUAUCAGAGCUGUCUGAAAGGUAUCUUAGCAAUUUUGGCUGAAUUGUUUCGAUGGGGAAAACGAAACCAACUCCAGAUCACACGACGAAGGCGGUCGAAGCCAACCUGAAACCAGCAAAGCGAAAGCAGUGGGUGAAGAAGAGAGAUGAGCAACUCAAAGAUUUUGUUUCCCUUGCUGACACUGCUGGGUUCAAAGGACGGAAAGGAAAAGCAGGCAAAGUGAAAGAUGAGGGUGAAAAUAAUGAACUGCCUAAGUCACUUCGAAACUCCAAGGGAGGCAAGGCCUCUGGUCGCACCCCUGUUCCCAAAGAAAAAUUACUCAAGUACAGCCGAGGUGAUGGAAUGGAUGGGUCUGGGGUGAAAAAGAACGUUCUCAAAGCCAAAUUGGAGAGGCGGGAGAAAGCAAUAGAAUUUUCAACAGAACAGGCAGCCAGAUUGGAAAUUUUGUUACCUGAAGACACAGGUUAUCUGGAGGCUGAUGAUGGUGAGGUGACAAGACAAUUUGAUCAGAGUCAAAUUGCCGAUUCUGUCGAUAUUACAAGCGCUUCCAAACAGUUUGAUUUAGAUCUUCAGUUUGGACCGUACCGAUCAAACUACAGUAGAAAUGGGAGAUACUUAGCAAUUGGUGGUCGACGAGGCCACAUUGCUACCAUGGACUGGGUCACUAAAAAGCUUAUGUGUGAAAUAAAUGUUAUGGAAGAGGUUGUGGAUGUCCGGUGGCUGCAUGUUGAAACUAUGCUUGCAGUUGCACAAAAAGAGUGGGUAUACAUUUAUGACAACCAAGGCAUUGAGUUACACUGCCUAAAACAACUUAAUAGAGCUCUCCGUAUGGAAUUCCUUCCAUAUCAUUUCUUGUUGUCAACCGCUGGUGAAAACGGCUGGUUAAAAUGGCUAGAUAUAUCUGUAGGAAAGAUAAUUUCCCAAUUUAACACCAGAAUGGGUCGUUUGAACCUUAUGGUACAGAAUCCAUAUAAUGCUAUUCUCUGUUUGGGUCAUGCUCAAGGCACAGUAACUAUGUGGAGUCCAAAUGUUAAAGAACCAUUGGCAAAAAUGCUGUGCCACAGGUCACCAUUACUUGGACUCGAUGUUGAUCGCACCGGACAGUAUAUGGUAACAUCAGCAGCUGACAAAACUGUAAAAACAUGGGACCUUAGAAUGAUGUCUGGGCCUCUAACAGAGUAUCACCUGUAUGGACAUGCCAAUAACUUAGCUUUCAGUGAGAAAGGACUUGUAGCACUUUCCAUGGGAAACAUAGUUGAGGUUUAUAAAGAUCCGUGCCGAAACAGUGUUGAAAAGGCUUAUCUUCGACACAAGAGUAACGGUAGUGUCACGGGUCUCCAGUUCUCUCCCUAUGAAGAUGUGUUAGGAGUUGCGCAUGCUCGUGGAUUUUCAAGCGUACUUGUGCCAGGGAGUGGUGAGCCUAACUUUGAUGCUCUUGAAGCCAACCCUUAUCAGACUAAGAGCCAGCGAAGAGAAGCUGAAGUCAAAUCUUUACUGGAGAAAAUUCAACCUGAGCUCAUCACCUUGGAUCCCAAUACCAUUGCUCAGGUUGAUGUUCCAACUCUACAGGACAAAGUAGAAGCCAAGAAGAGCAUUCUGUUUUUGAAGCCUCCGAAGCUUGACUUUGAGCCUCGUAAAAGAGCUAAAUGGAGGUCAGGCACAGCCUUCGCUGCUAAGUCAAAGAAGAUUGUCAGAGAAGAUAACGUGCGGAAAUUUGUACAAACCAAAAGUAAACUUCUCAUGGAAGAGAAUUCAAAGAAGAAGCAAAGCAAUAAUGAGUCAAGAAAUGUGCUGGACAGAUUCAGGCCAAAAAAGUAAACUAGACUGUUCUAAUGUAGUAUGGCCUUUCCAAUUUUUGUUCUGAACUCAAAAGUUUUGUUGACUGUUGCAAUUUAUUGUGAUAUAAUCGAAAUAACUGUGGUUUGUGAUAUUCUGUGAAUUAAAUUGUCAUGUCAUGAAUCUCUUGAA
This is a messenger RNA of Thrips palmi, 2118 nucleotides long. Its product is annotated as WD repeat-containing protein 46. The record is from RefSeq and is a predicted model, not a curated record. The coding region runs from base 202 to 1968 and encodes 588 amino acids. Gene Ontology annotation, biological process: maturation of SSU-rRNA from tricistronic rRNA transcript (SSU-rRNA, 5.8S rRNA, LSU-rRNA). Gene Ontology annotation, cellular component: small-subunit processome; 90S preribosome; nucleolus. Lineage: Eukaryota; Metazoa; Arthropoda; Insecta; Thysanoptera; Thripidae. The transcript has 13 exons. Gene Ontology annotation, molecular function: protein binding.